Molecule: messenger RNA, 1606 nt
Organism: Magnolia sinica
Lineage: Eukaryota; Viridiplantae; Streptophyta; Magnoliopsida; Magnoliales; Magnoliaceae
Product: protein GET4
Exons: 14
Coding region: 1-1266 (421 amino acids)
Biological process (GO): protein insertion into ER membrane
Cellular component (GO): cytosol
Molecular function (GO): protein binding
Source: RefSeq, a predicted model, not a curated record
AUGGCCAAAUUCUUCUUCCGCAGAGAUUUCGGUUGGGUUUGGUUUCAUGGCUUUGAACGGUCAGGAUUGGAUGGGGCAGUAACUUGUAUUCACAAUCAUCGGAGGAGGAGAAAACAUGGAAAUAAUUGGGAUGGGUUUUCAACAAUGUUCAAAGAAGAUGCUGAAGUCUACUGGAGUGCUAAGAAUGUGGAGGGAAAAUCGGAUGCUAGAAGUGAAACGAACAUAGAGAAAUUAGAGAAAACUGUAAACGAUGGCAAUUAUUAUGAAGCCCAGCAGAUGUACAAGUCUGUUAGUGCAAGAUAUGUAGCUGCUGAGCGAUGUGCUGAAGCUUUGGAUAUUUUACAAUCAGGUGCUUCCAUCCAACUGAGAAAUGGGCAGAUCCCAGCCCUCAACAUUAUGCCACAUAUGCACACUCUAAGUUGUCCAUCAGGUGGAGCUGAUCAUGUACUUGCUCUAGCCGCUGGACAAAGAAUCAGGUUGGUUCACUAUAAGGUGGGGCAAAAGGUUACUUGUGGGUCCGAACUUGCUGUACUGUUUGUGGAGACACUCAUCAAAGGGAAAUUUCAGUGUAGUGAAGAAACUCUUGAUCGUGUCAGGAAGAUUUACCAGGAAUUUCCUCGGAUUACUUUGCCACACCACUUGGGGGAUGAGGAUGAUGAUGAAAUGCAACAACUUUCAGAAGCCAUGGUGGCAGCAAAAACACGUGUUGAGGGUUGCUCCUCAUUCUUGAAGGCUGCAAUUAGGUGGUCUGCAGAGUUUGGAGCUUCUAGGAAUGGAUCUCCUGAAUUACAUGAUAUGUUAGCUGAAUAUUUUUACACAGAAUCUCCUGAAAUGGACAUGGCUAGAGUGUCAUUCCAUUUUGUUCGAGGAAGCAACCCAGAGAAGUUUGCUGCUAAAUUAGUAAAUUUUAUGGGCAAGUGCUAUCCAGGAGAAGACGAUUUGGCCAUUGCACGUGCAAUUCUAAUGUAUUUAUCAUUAGGGAAUCUGAGAGAUGCGAACUGCCUCAUGGAUGAACUAAAGAUUCAAUUGAAAUCCAAGCAGCUUGACUUCCCAAAAUCAGACUUGAUCCAGUUCAUUGUGUAUGUUGUGAAGACGUUGGAAAGAGAUGCUUUGCCACUCUUUCGGAUAUUAAGACAAAAUUACAAGCUGAGCAUAGAAAGGGAUCCUGCAUUUGAUGAGUUACUGGAUGAAAUUGCAGAGAAAUUCUAUGGUAUAAAGCGUAGAAGUGGCUUGCAAGGCAUGUUUGGAGAUAUCUUCAAUGUAUGAUGGGAGGCGAACUCACUGCUUGAAGAUAUUCCCCAUUCUUUGUACUACCUAGCAGUCUUGUAUCAGCAUUUCAUUUCACCCGAGGAGAUGACAUGGUACGACAUUUUGUUUAUUUGUCAGUGUUUUUUUUUUUCGAGAAAUAAAAGAAGGCCAGAUCUUUUGGAAGACAAGAUGAUGAACCAAAAAAGAAAGAAAAAGAAAACAGUUUGUAAGAGCUUUCUGAUGCAAGUCUGUCAAUGUAAUCUCUUAUAAUAUUAUGGAAGUUUGUAAGAUAUUCCUUUAUUGAUUUCUAUUGAAUGUUGUAAUUCUGCCGCCUUAAUGGAUUUAGUCUUUCAAAUCA